This is a messenger RNA of Cornus florida, 6178 nucleotides long. RefSeq lists its product as uncharacterized. Gene Ontology annotation, cellular component: transcription factor TFIIIC complex. The transcript is spliced from 18 exons. The record is from RefSeq and is a predicted model, not a curated record. Lineage: Eukaryota; Viridiplantae; Streptophyta; Magnoliopsida; Cornales; Cornaceae. Gene Ontology annotation, molecular function: DNA binding. Bases 222 to 5879 code for a protein of 1885 amino acids. Gene Ontology annotation, biological process: transcription initiation at RNA polymerase III promoter; 5S class rRNA transcription by RNA polymerase III.
AGCCCGGUCCCUUGCACCAGAUUACAACAAUUUUCAAAUAAAAAAGGAAUCUAUUUAUAUAUACACGCACACAAUUUACGCAGGGACGAUUCGAAACCUAAACCUGUCGCCACAAAAUCCCCCAAAUUCAGAAUCGAUCAGAAACAAAAGCACUCUUCUUUCCCCGCCAUAGCAACAAUCAACUACCAACGGUCCUCUCUCAUGCUAUUCUCUCUCCUCCAAUGGACUCGAUCGUGUCCUCAGCCCUAGAAGAGAUCUGCUCACCGGGCGUCAAUGGACUCACCCUCCAAACCCUCUGGCCGAAGCUCCACUCUUCUCUCUCUUCCCAAGGUCUCAGCCUUUGCAACAACGUGAAGAAGGCCAUAUGGUCCAACCUCCUCAACGUCCCAGGCCUCCAAUUCGAGGCUCGAAGCGUUUCGUACACUUCUCAGGACCCUUCGAUUCAAUCGGUCGAGGAGUCCGAGAAGUUGGGUUUGAAAGUUGUGGCCACCGAGUCUCUCCGCAACAGCUUCCUCGGCGUUUACGAUAUCGAGGCCUCAGAUGCCGGCAUUUCGCAGCCGCAGCGUGACGUGCUCGAGCGCCUCGCCAUUGCAAGAACAAAUGGAAUUACCCAAAGUGAAAUUGCUAAGGAAUUGGGCAUGAAAGGGAACCAUAUAUUCUAUGUAUUAAUGAAUCUUGAAUGCCGAGGGUUGAUUGUGAGGCAGUCAACAAUUGUCAGGACGAAAGAAUCCUGCAACGAAGGGGAGUCAAAAAAUAGUUCCGUUGUGAACACUAAUAUGAUCCACUUAUAUCGUUAUGCAAAGCAUUUGGGUUGUCAACAAAGACUUGAAAUUACCAAGGAGGGUAAAACAUUGGUGGGUGAUGAGAAUGUGGAAGGAAGUGCUGUGGGUGGUGAUGGCAUUGCUGAUGAAUGUGUCAGAGAUGAUGUGCACGUAAAAGAUUAUCUACCAGCACUGAAAGCUGUUUGUGAUAAGCUUGAACAAGCUGAUGGCAAGGUUCUUGUUGUCUCAGAUAUUAAGCGAGACCUUGGUUAUCGAGGAAACUCUGGGCAUAAAUCUUGGAGAAACAUCUGUCACAGGUUGAAAGACGCUCGUGUAGUUGAGGAAUUCUGUGCAAAAGUAAACAAGAAGGAGGUCAGUUGCUUACGUUUGCUAAAGAAGUUUUCUCCAAAAACUUUCGAGCCAAAAUCUCUUGGACGUAGAUAUGAUGAUCUUGAGACAGAACAAUUGGAGAAAUCGGGAAAGAGAGGUCAAUUCACUGACCAACUUGUAGAGCUUCCUAUUGAGCAUCAAGUUUAUGAUAUGAUUGAUGCUGAGGGACCCAAAGGGUUGACAAUUUUCGAGGUAUGCAAGAAACUCGGAAUAAGCAACAAACGGUACUAUAAUCGGCUUCUUAACAUGUUCUCUAGAUGUGGCAUGCAUCUGCAGGCAGAAAGCCACAAUCGGGGUGUCGCCUAUCGUGUUUGGACAUCUGGGAACUUCAAUUCUGAAGCAUCUGUUUUUCCGAGUAAAUCAGAAAAUCCAUCUGAUGAAAAUGGUGCUUGUAAUCCAUGUGUUGGUUACCUAGAUUUUCAUGAGAAAUCAUCUCAAAUCGUUCCAGACCCAGAAUUAGAACUUUCAACUUCCAAAGAUGAUGUUAAAAACACUGGCGAGACUGAAACUAAAGCAAUUGAACCAGAACUUUCUCAAGGCUCCGGGGCAGAUGAACUUCCUAUAGUGAGUGCAUCUACUGUAUCAAAUGUUGCUCCAUUAGAAACACCACCCCUUGCUUUGGCAACAGCCCCAAGAAUUCGAUCAUAUCAGAAGUAUCCAUGUCUUACUUUGGCUGCAGCUAGUGCUCAAAGGGAGCAGCGGAUACUUCAAAUAUUACAGGAAGAGCAGUUUAUCAUAAAAGCUGAGCUACGUCGGCAGCUUGAGAGUUUUGAAAAGGAUAAGCACACAGUGAUGGAUAGGAGGACCCUAGAUCGUACCUUGAAUAAGCUUCAGCAAGAAGGACACUGUAAAUGCAUUGGUGUUAGUGUACCCGUUAUCACAAACUGUGGCCGCAGGCGUACAACGGAUGUGGUUCUUCACCCAUCGAUUCAUUAUGACUCUCCGGAAGUAUUGAGUCAACUUCAUGAUAGAAUGAGGUCUUUUGAAAUGGAAGUCCGUAGCCAAGGGUCAUCUCGAUUGAAGAAGGAUCAAUCGAUUCCUGUAUUGGAGGGUGUGCAGAGAAUUCCAAAAAAUGAAAAAUUGGAUGUCCAAGCGGAGAGAUCAGAAGCCAUGCGUGCCAAUGGAUUUGUACUGGCAAAAAUGGUUCGCACAAAGCUGCUGCAUACCUUUCUAUGGGGUUACCUCAGUAGUUCACCUGGUUGGACAGACGCUUUAACAUCUGGUAAACGCGGGUACGACCUUAAGAAUUCUCACAGCACUUGUGAAUUGUUUGCACUAGAUGCAGCCAUUAAGGCCAUGCCUCUUGAACUGUUCUUGCAAGUUGUGGGGUCCACUCAAAAAUAUGAGGAUAUGAUUGAGAAAUGUAGGAUCGGUUUGCGUCUUUCUGACCUUCCUGAGCAAGAGUACAAGUGUCUAAUGGAUGCUCAAGCAACUUGUCGCCUCUCAUGGAUUAUUGACAUUUUACGUCGUUUGAAGUUGAUUCGGCUGGUAAGUGAUGGACAUUCGGAAGAUGUAUCCAAGGCCCCACAUGCCACUCUUACACAUGCAUUGGAACUUAAGCCUUAUAUUGAGGAACCUGUCUUAAUAUAUGCACCAUCUUCAGAUGUCUUUUCUCUUGAUCUUCGCCCACAAGUCAGACAUGAUUUUAUUCUUUCAAGCAGAAAUGCUGUUGAUGAAUACUGGAACACUUUAGAGUAUUGUUAUGCUGCUGCUGAUUCAAAAUCUGCUUUACAUGCAUUCCCUGGAUCUGCCGUUCAUGAGGUAUUUCUUUUCAAAUCAUGGGCCUCAGCCCGGGUUAUGACAGCAGAUCAGCGUGCCAAGCUCCUCAAGCGUAUAGUGAAUGAUGACCCGACCAAAAAGCUUUCAUUCAAAGAGUGUGAGAAGAUUGCAAAGGAUCUUAAUUUGACAUUAGAGCAGGUACUUCGUGUCUAUUAUGACAAGCGACAGAAGCGUCUUACUAGAUUUCAGGGAGUUUUAAAUGCCGAAGGGGAGGAUUGUCAUCCACAAAAAAGUAGACAUGCUUCAUCUUCACGGAAAAGAAAAAGAUCUUCAGAAGAAAGGUCAUCAAAGCGCGUAAAGGCUGACAGUGUGGAUGCACAUUCAGGCGAGCAGAGGCUUACCAAAUUAUCAAAUACUGAUGGCCAGUUCACAGAACAAAAUCUCUCUUUAACUUCUUUAGAAGAGCAUGACAAUCAUUUACAAACGUAUCGCAAUGAUAGUUUUACAGAAGCUAUGGAAGAGGCAGCAUUAAAUGAUGAAGGCGAGGAGAAUCAUUCUUUUCUUCAUGAAUGUGCCCUUUCAAGGCUGAAGCCAACACGUCAAAAAAGGUUCCCAUGGACAGAAGAAACAGAGAGGAAAUUGGUGAUCGAAUAUGUAAGACACCGUGCUGCUCUUGGGCCGAAAUUUCAUCGCACAGAUUGGCCUUCACUUCCAAAUCUUCCUGCUCCGCCAAAUUACUGUAAAAGAAGAAUGUCAUUAUUAAACCGUAAUUUAAAGUUUAGAAAAUCUAUAAUGAGACUUUGUAACAUGCUUAGCGACCGAUAUGCCAAGUACCUGGUUAAAUCCCAGAACGAAAAUAUUAACAGUGGCGAUCGUGGAGUUAUGGUUUGGGAUUCUUCCUUUGGGCAAGAUUGUAGCAGGAAUUUCUCUAAUUGUGCUGAACAUACUGAGGUGUUGGAUUUCGAGGAACGGUGGGAUGAUUUUAACAGCAUAAAUAUAAAAACAGCCCUUGAUGAGGUUCUCCGAUACAAACAAAUUGCUAAACUGGAGGUCUCUAAAGGAGUCAGAUCUGUAUCCAAGGAAUGGUCAGAUCUACCUAUGGAUGCUGAAAGACAUGAUCCCCAGGGAACUCAUUUGGUUUCAUCACCCACUUCUAUUGAGGAAUUUCAGAACCAUGAUGGAAAGGUUAAAGUUUCUGGUCGAAGAUCAAGGUGUCACCACUUUCCUCGAAAGUAUACCAAGCUUUUAAAUGAAGGGGUUGAUUUUGGCAGACGAGCCUGUGAAUCACUGGCAGUUUCGAAUGCUUCAGAGCUGUUUAAGCUCGUCUUUUUGAGCUCAGCAACAGCUGCAGAGGUGCCAAAUUUGCUAGCUGAAACAUUACGGCGUUAUUCGGAGCGUGAUCUUUUUGCUGCCUUUAAUUACCUUAGAGAGAAGAAAAUUAUGGUUGGUGGUUUUAGCAAUAAUCCUUUUGUACUUUCUCAACAGUUCUUGCAAAGUAUAUCUUCAUCUCCAUUUCCAACAAAUACUGGGAAAAGAGCUGUUAAGUUUGCUAAGUGGCUUUAUGAAAGAGAAAAGGAUCUGAUGGAAGGGGGCGUUGAUCUAACUGCAGAUUUGCAGUGUGGGGAUGUUUUCCAUUUGUGCGCUCUACUUUCUUUAGGAGAUAUCUUAAUUUCACCAUGUUUGCCAGAUGAAGGGGUUGGAGAGGCCGAGGACUCAAGAACCUUGAAACACAAAUUGGAUGACAAUGAAUUCUGCAGCAGCAAUAAGGCUAAGAAAUUGAAAUCUUCCUUGCCUGGGGAAGGUGAGAUUAUUUCUCGCCGUGAAAAAGGUUUCCCUGGUAUUAGAUUAUCCAUAAGUCGUGCUACUAUUUCAAGAAUCGAUGCCAUGGAAAUGUUCAAAGAUGGGGAUUUCCACACCCACACACUUCUUUUUGGUGAAAAUGAUCAAGCCAAUACUAAUUCGAGUCUUAAAAUUAGCAGCAUUCCUUUUAAUUCCGAUCAUAUGAAAGGAAUCCUUAAUGUUGGGGAAACCACUCCUACAGUACUCGCUGCGGGUGAUUCACCAUGGGAAGCUAUGACAAACUAUGCUGAACAUCUGACGUCUUCACCUGGUAAUCUAGAACAUGCAAGUGCUUUCUGUCCUGAGCUCUUUAGGACUGUUUACUCAGCCAUUCAGAAGGCUGGUGACCAAGGUUUGAGCAUGGAAGAAGUUUCCCAGGUCAUGCACACGCAGGGAGAAAAGAAACCAAAACUUAUUGUUGAAGUGCUUGAAGCAUUUGGGCGAGCUUUAAAGGUCAAUGCUUAUGAUUCUGUCCAUGUUGUUGAUUCUUUAUAUCGGUCCAAGUAUUUUUUGACCUCAAUGGCCAGUCCUUGUCAAGAUCUUAAGGUAUCUCCACCAACAAAUUCCAAAGAAAUAAUUAAUGAUGGGGACCUGAACCUUGAGCCAGAGAAGCAUGAAGUUGAUGGCAAUAAUUUACGGAAGGAAACAAGCAUGAAUACCGAUGAGGUGCACAAAGUCACCAUUCUAAAUCUUCCUGAAGAGGCUUCUCAGCCCUCAAGUGAAAUCCAAAGUACCAGCGAGCUCAAAGGCUGUAUGCUGGCCCAACUUAAUUCAUUGGGAGGGGAUCAUGAGGAUGAAACCUUUGAAUUCAAAUCUGUUGAUUCUAAGUUAUGUAGGCCAAUAUUGCCUUGGAUAAAUGGAGACGGUACCAUUAACAAGAUUGUUUACAAGGGACUUGUACGCCGUGUUCUUGGAAUUGUGAUGCAAAAUCCAGGCAUAUUAGAGGAUGAUAUCAUCUGGCAAAUGGAUGUAAUAAAUCCUCAGAGCUGCAGAAAACUGAUGGAGUUGAUGGUUCUGGAUAACCAUAUCAUUGUGCGGAAGAUGCAUCAGGCUACAUCCAAGGAGCCCCCCGCCAUACUCCAGAGUCUUCUUGGGAGCAGCUUCAAAAAAUCGAAGAUGAUUUGCCGAAAGCACUUCUUUGCUAAUCCCACAAGCACUACCUUACUGUAGAGGUUUUUUUCUUCAUGUCCUCUCCUUUUGUUACAGGGACCUCCUUCAGAGCAGGGUGAAUGUUCGUUUUGGUAGAGCCCCAAUGGUUUGUAGUAGGUUAGUGGUGGUUGAAGUGAUGAAGAAGGGUUUAACUGACAUCACUUGUUAAACAUAGAAAUAUGUAUAAUUAUAUUCCUAUCCUACAUAUAUAUAUUUAUAUAUUAAUUUCCUUAGGUUCUACCCUGUUUUUCUGUAUCAUGAAAAAUCAACAGUUGUAUGUUGAACUUCAAUGUAAAAGUUGCUUCAGGGUUUUGAACUUC